This is a messenger RNA of Penicillium oxalicum, 1536 nucleotides long. RefSeq names its product cytochrome P450. Gene Ontology annotation, molecular function: monooxygenase activity; heme binding; iron ion binding. The record is from RefSeq and is a predicted model, not a curated record. NCBI's taxonomy places the organism in Eukaryota, Fungi, Ascomycota, Eurotiomycetes, Eurotiales, Aspergillaceae. The transcript has 3 exons. Bases 1 to 1536 code for a protein of 511 amino acids.
AUGAUCGAGACGACGCACCUUUUGAUCCUCGGUGCCGUGGUGGCGCUGGGGUUGAUUCUCCUCCAUGGCCGUCGUUAUGAUCCUCGCGAACCGCCCAUGGUGACCAACGGCAUCCCGAUCGUGGGACACGCAUUCGGCCUUUUGUGGAAUGGAGUCGGACAUUGGGGUGAUCAAGCCAAAAAGCACCGCGACAAGCCCAUCAUCGGCUUGGACAUGCUGGUCAACAAGUUCUACGUUGUGACUUCGCCCGACCUGGUUCAGGCGGUUCAGCGCAAUUCAAAGACACUCACUUUUAGUCCGCUGCUCUUGUUCAGUGCAAAGUCCAUCUCCGGGAUCAAGAAUCCUAAAUCCUUGCACAUCCUCAGAGAUAAAGACGCGGGUGGUGAGGGUCUGGGCCUGCGAAUUAUGCAUUCCAUGAUCCCGACUUUAGUUGGGAAACCGUUGGAUAAAUUGAAUAUUCAUAUGAUUCGGUUGAUUCAGCCAUUUAUUGAGCAACUCAGUCAGACUUCCACUUUCGACCUAUACGGAUGGUGCAAAGAUGCCACCAUGGCUGCCAGCACUGAAGCCACUUAUGGCCCUUUGAACCCGUACGCCGACAAGAAGAUCCAGGACCUCUGGUGGGAUUUUGAAGGUGGCCUCGGCCUCCUCCUGCCUAAUAUCUGGCCGUCACUCCUGGCGCGCAAGCCAUACUACGCUCGUCAACAGGUUGCAGAUGCAGUCUACAAAUACACCCAAGCAGAUGGCCACAAGCAAGCUUCUGAGCUGGCUAAUGUGCGCUUCAAGGCAACCAUGGGAAGUGGCCUCUCACUCGAAGAAUACUGCUUACUGGAAGUCAGCAUGCUCUUGGCGUUCGUUUCCAACACGGUCCCCGCCAUGUUCUGGUGCAUGUUUGAUUUCCAUUCCCGGCCCCAACUUCUGGAGGAACUUCGCCAAGAGAUCGAGCUCAACGCGCUCAGGGUGGCCGACGACGGCUCGCAUAGCAUCGACCUGACCUCCAUUCGAGAGAAAUGUCCACUUUUGCUCUCCGCAUUCCAGGAGGUUCUCCGAUUCCGGUCCAACUCGUCACCCAUGCGGAUCGUGAUAAAGGACACUCUUCUUGCGGACAAAUAUCUUCUCAAGGCUGGCAACUCUGUGAAUAUGCCUUCCAUCCCACUCGCACAACACCCUGAUGUGUGGGGGGAGAGCCAAGCCGUCUUUGACGAGCGGCGGUUCAUGAGCACGGGCGAUAAACAAGAUGGGAGACGCACCGGUGGCUUCAUGACCUUUGGCGUCUCACCAACGGUGUGUCCCGGUCGACACUUUGCCAGCUCAGAAAUCCUGCUUCUCGUAGCCAUGGUCAUGCUCCGGUACGAUCUCGAGCCUGUAGGGGGAGUGUGGAAAGAGCCCCCCAAGGUCAAGACGAGCAUGGUCUCCAUCACGGGCCCAGUCAAAGGAAAGUUCCCGGUCAAGCCAACGCUGCGUGAAAAGUACGCCGGAGUAAAAUGGGGCUUCCACGUGGAGGAAGGCAAGGGUCAAUUUCCCUUGGCUAUUGGAUAG